Molecule: messenger RNA, 1596 nt
Organism: Mirounga angustirostris (Northern elephant seal)
Lineage: Eukaryota; Metazoa; Chordata; Mammalia; Carnivora; Phocidae
Gene: KRT74
Product: keratin 74
Exons: 9
Coding region: 1-1596 (531 amino acids)
Biological process (GO): keratinization; intermediate filament organization
Cellular component (GO): keratin filament
Molecular function (GO): structural constituent of skin epidermis
Source: RefSeq, a predicted model, not a curated record
AUGAAUCGCCAACUGAACAUCAAGCCUGGUGGUGACAAGGGUGGCUUCAGUGGGCACUCAGCAGUGGUGCUGAGGCAGGCUCUGGGCAGUGCAGCUUCUUACCGUGCAGUUGGCAAAGGACCUGGGGCUGGCUUUGGCAGUCGGAGCCUCUACAGUCUUAGAGGGAAUCGGUGUAUUUCCCUCAACAUGGCUGCUGGUGGUGUUCGGACUGGAGGUUAUAAUUUUGGGGUGGGGUCUGAGUAUGGAGUGGGGAGGGCCACUGGCUUUGCUGGCAGCAUGUUUGGCAGUGUGGCCUCAGGGCCUGUGUGCCCAUCCAUGUGCCCACCCGGGGGCAUCUACCGGGUCACCAUCAACAAGAGUCUCCUGGCCCCCCUCAACAUGGAGUUGGACCCGGAGAUCCAGAGAGUGUGCAUCCAGGAGCGGGAGCAGAUCAGGGCUCUGAAUGACAAGUUUGCCUCCUUCAUUGAUAAGGUACGGUUCCUGGAGCAGCAGAACCAGGUGUUGGAGACCAAGUGGGAGCUGCUGCAGCAGCUGGACCUGAACAACUGCAGGAAGAACCUGGAGCCCAUCCUCAAGGGCUACAUCAGCAACCUGCGGAAGCAGCUGGAGACGCUGUCCGGGGACAGGGUGAGGCUGGACUCGGAGCUGAGGAGCGUGCGGGACGCAGUGGAGGACUACAAGAGAAGGUAUGAGAUGGAGAUUAGUCGGCGCACAGCAGCUGAGAAUGAUUUUGUGGUGCUCAAGACGGAUGCAGAUGCAGCCUACACAGUGAAGGUGGAGCUCCAGGCCAAAGUAGAUUCUCUGGACAAAGACAUCAAGUUCCUCAAGUGUUUGUAUGAUGCGGAGAUAGCCCAGAUUCAGACUCAUGCCAGUGGAACCUCUGUCAUCCUGUCCAUGGACAACAACCGGGACCUGGACCUGGACAGCAUCAUUGCCAAGGUCCGAGCUCAGUAUGAGAUCGCCCUGAAGAGCAGGGCCGAAGCGGAGGCCCUAUACCAGAGCAAGAUCCAAGAGCUGCAGCUGACAACGGGCCGGCAUGGUGAUGACCUCAAACACACCAAGAACGAGAUGUCAGAGCUGAACCGGCUUAUCCAGAGGAUCCGGUGUGAGACUGCAAAUGUAAAAAAGCAGUGUGCCAACCUGGAGACGGCCAUCACUGAUGCCGAGCAGCAGGGCGACUGUGCCCUGAAGGACGCCUGGGCCAAGCUGGACGAGCUGGAGGCUGCCCUGCACCAGGCCAAGGAUGAGCUGGCCCGGAUGCUGCGUGAGUACCAGGAGCUCAUGAGCACGAAGCUGGCCCUGGACGUGGAGAUCGCCACCUACCGCAAGCUGCUGGAGGGCGAGGAGUGCAGGAUGUCUGGUGACAACCCAUCCUCCGUGAGCAUCUCCAUCAGCAGCAGCAGGGGAAGCAGCUACUACCGCCCCAACUCUUCGGCCCGUGCCGACGCCGGGGCCAGCAGCGUGGUGGGCAGCUCUGGCAGCGCUUGGGCCGGGCAGACCAGGGCCAAGGGGGCACGCGGGGGAGACCUCAAGGACUCCCAAGACCUCAAGGGCAAGAGCUCCUCUGCCAGCGCCCCAGCCGGGAAAGCUGCCUGA